AUGUUCUGGUCGGACUCCACAAGUCUUGCAUCAUUUGGGAAUGCCCAGGCACCUAUUUACAUGUAUCUUGGCAACCUAUCACAAUACGCUCGCGGGAGGCUCACUUCCAGAGCAUGUCAGCGUAUUGCGUACAUACCAACACUGCCAGAUAGCAUCCAAAAGUUCUUAUCAAUAGUCGUUCAGCAAACGCAAAAGUCUACCGCUCUUAUCACCCAUUUCUGGAGGCUGCUUCUCGAUUCCAAUUUUAUGCACCCGUACAAGCACGGCAUAAUUAUCAAGUGUUUUGACGGGAUCUUCAGGAGAUUCUAUCCACAAAUUUUUACCUACUCCGCAGACUACCCUGAAAAGGUUAUGCUCGCUGCAAUCCAAGAUAUGGGAAAAUGCCCAUGUCCUUGCUGUUUGGUCCAGCUAUCUAAUUCUUGUGUUUAUGUUGCAGGAAAGGUGUCGCUCACUAGAGAUUUUAUCUACAAACAAGGUGUACCAGUCAACGGGAAAGCGGUCCAAGAUUUAUUACAGUCUGAAUCUCUGGUGCCGACCAUAAAUGUGUUUGCAGAGAGGCUGACUCCUUUUGGUUUUGAUUCUUUUCAGAUCUCCGUGGUGGACUUAAUGCACGAGUUUGAGCUUGGUGUAUGGAAGUCAACCUUCACCCAUCUCAUCUGUCUUCUCUUUUCCAUCAGUCACUCAGCCGUUGCUGAUUUAGAUGCAAGGUAUCGUCAAAUUCUUCCCUUUGGCCAAGGAAACAUUUGCGCAUUCGUUACGAAUAUAUCUGAGAUGAGAAAAUUAGCAGCAAGGAACUUUGAGGAUAUACUGCAGUACUUUAUGCCGGCUUUCAAAGGCUUAUUUCCCCCAGAGCACGAUAAAAUAGUACAAACCCUCCUUUUCCGACUGUCUGAAUGGCAUGCACUUUCCAAGUUACAUAUUCGCACAAAAUCUACUCUGGAAUUACUAGACACGGCGCUUAAAGCCCUUUGCAAGCAAGCCCGCCAAUUUCAGGACAUUACAUGUUCAGCUUUCAAGACAAUGGAAUUACCACGUGAAAAGGCUGCUUGUCUUCGGAGGCUGAAAGACAAACCCACUCUGAGUAAGGCAGAAGGGACCGGUACCCGUAAUAGGGUUGAAUUAGCACAUCGCUUGGUUAAGCACUUUUAUAGGCGUACCAACAAAACGCAAGUCAUAAAGCAGCUUUUGAUCCAAGAGCUGCGCCUCAGGAGGAUGAUGCGUAAUGAGCCGGAACCUACCUUACACCCUCACCAUCAAGCUCCCGAAGACACCCACAAUAAUGAAGGUGUUGAAAGGCUGGAACAAGGGUCCAACAUCCAGGUGCACCAUCACAUAUUGUCAUAUUGUCAUAACCCCUUGGAUCUCCACUCAUUCCUUGGGAAGUUCCCUGUGGACAACCCUGCAAUAAUGUCAUUCAUUCCUCAAUUAAAAAGCCACUUACUAGGAUGUGUCAUGAAUCUCGAAUAUGAUGGAGACAAAACUGACUUCACGCCCCUGCAGCGGAAUGAUCUUCAAAUAGUCAAUAAUCAUAUAUAUUUGAUGCAGCUUUUUCAAGUAAACUAUGUUACAUAUAAUGUCAAGCGCGAUAGAGACUCACUCAACCCUCACAUUGGUUGCAAUGUCAUGGUGAAGUCUCACAAGAAAAACGCAUCCCACCCCUUUUGGUACGCUAGGGUUCUUGGAGUGUUCCAUACUCAAGAUCUCCAUGUUGGACCAAACACCAUCAACUCCUCCGUUCAAUACAUGGAAUUUUUAUGGGUACGUUGGUAUGCUAAGCCAUGCUCCUGGUGA
Messenger RNA from Serpula lacrymans var. lacrymans S7.9, 1791 nucleotides. RefSeq lists its product as uncharacterized. The record is from RefSeq and is a predicted model, not a curated record. The coding region runs from base 1 to 1791 and encodes 596 amino acids. The transcript has 11 exons. NCBI's taxonomy places the organism in Eukaryota, Fungi, Basidiomycota, Agaricomycetes, Boletales, Serpulaceae.